UUUGCCAUCAUCCUCCUGUCCAUCCAUCCCACACUAACUGAAGUGGUGACUUCAAUGGCUGACUGUCGUGGGUUUCUUCUUGAGGAAAAAACACCAAAUGUCCCCGACGUCUUGGAGAACGGGAGGAUCAUGGACCAGAACCGAUAUGAAGUAAUUUGCCAAACCUUCGAGAACAAGAGUCGGUUUGUGACGCUCUAUGACACCAGCAACAGGAUACCAGUGUUUUCUGCUUUCAAGUACAGAGGGACAGAUGGAACAAAGAGUAAUAGAUCACGUGAUUGGAAGAUGGAGCCACAGCUCGAGUGGAAGGCAAACCCCAUCAACAUGAGGAACGAUGCAAACCAAAACCAAAACCAAAAACAGGCCAGAAACUCUGAUUAUUCCUCCAAACUCCAAAAUAAGUAUAAUAGGGGCCAUUUAUUUCCAAACAGUUAUGGAUUUGAUAAAGAAGACAGAAACUCCACAUUCACUUUGACAAACAUUGUUCCACAAGUGAAGACUUUCAAUGGUGGCAGCUGGAAAAGAAUGGAAGAAUGUGUCAAAUGCAUCCUGAACAAAUACUGCAUCAACAAUAAUAAUCUCCUCGUAGGCUUUGUAGUGACCGGGGCAAAGCCUGGCAACAACAUGCAACUAAACAACAGGGUCAAUAUACCAUCCCUUCUCUGGUCAGCAUUCUGCUGUUACAAUCACGGAAUGGAGAAGUAUGUGGCGGCUGCAUACUGGGGCGAUAAUGUUCAUGAAGAACUUAAAUUAAAAAAAACACUUGAGCAAAAGACUUUGGCCGAACUUCAUGAACAUCUGGGAUUUGAGGUGUUUCCUGGAACACAGUGUCCUCUUGAUAAACAUGCCCUACAAGAGGAACAAAGUACAAGAAGGAGAAGAGGUAUUUCUGCUUCUUCUUCUUUUUGCCAAUGUCCUCCCCAAACUUCAACCACAUCUGCCCCUCCCACUACCACACCUAGCUUUCCCUCUUCCAGCGUCUCUACCACCUUGAGCACCACUUUAUCUACAACUACAGACAAAACAACAACAGUCCCUACAACCACAAUAACAACCACCACCACAACAAAGACAACAACAACAACAACUACAAAGAAAAAGAAAGAUAAUCCUGAUGAUAACAAGGGUGGUGAAGGAGGAGAUGGUGGAGGAGGAGGUGCUUUAGGAGAUGCUUUCGGUGCUUUAGGAGGUGUUUUAGGUGCUUUAGGAGGAGCUUUAGGAGGUGUUUUAGGAGGUGUUUUAGGUGCUUUAGGAGGAGCUUUAGGAGGUGUUUUAGGUGCUUUAGGAGGAGCUUUAGGAGGUGGAGGAGGAGGUGGUAAUUUGCAUACAACAGUUCCUGCUACGUCUCAAAAUGCCACUACAUCUGGCCAUGUAGCUACCACAACAAGAAUUCCUUUAACUACUGUUUUCCCCAGUUUUGCCACUAAACCAACAACUACAGAAACACCAACCGGAACAACUUCCCAAAUCACAACUAACUCCACCACUACAACAUCUACCCAAACUAUUCCUGCAACUUCCAAACCCCAAACUAAUUCCACCACUACAACAUCAACCCCAACUAUUCCUGCAACUUCCAAACCCCAAACUAAUUCCACCACUACGACAUCAACCGCAACUAUUCCUGCAACUUCCAAACCCCAAACUAAUUCCACCACUACGACAUCAACCGCAACUAUUCCUGCAACUUCCAAACCCCAAACUAAUUCCACCACUACAACAUCAACCCCAACUAUUCCUGCAACUUCCAAACCCCAAACUAAUUCCACCACUACGACAUCAACCCAAACUAUUCCUGCUACUUCCAAACCCCAAACUAAUUCCACCACUACAACAUCAACCCCAACUAUUCCUGCAACUUCCAAACCCCAAACUAAUUCCACCACUACGACAUCAACCGCAACUAUUCCUGCAACUACUGAACCCCAAUAUAACUCCACCAUUAUGACAUCAACACCAACUAUUCCUGCAAGUUCCGAACCCAAAACUAACUCCACCAACCAGACCUCAACGGCCUUCAUUCCUGCAACCACUGAAUCCCAAACCAACCCAACCAACCCUACCCCAACUAUUCCUGCUACUUCCGAACCCCAAUCUAAUUCCACCACUACAACAUCAACACGAACUAUUCCUGCAAGUUCCGAACCCAAAACUAACUCCAGCAACCCAACCCCAACUAUUCCUGCUACUUCCGAACCCCAAAAGAACUCAACCAACCAGACCUCAACAGCUUUCACUCCUGAAACUACUGAACCCCAAACCAAUACAACCAACCCUACGCCAACUUUUCCUGCUACUUCUGAACCCAAAACUAACUCCACCACUACAACAUCAACGCCAUUCACUCCUACAACUUCCAAACCCCAAACCAACACACCCAACCGGACACCAAUGGCCUUCAUUCCUGAAACUUUCGAAUCCGAAAAUAACUCUACCAAUCCAACAUCAACACCAUUCACUCCUCCAACUUCCAAACCCCAAACAAACUCCACCAAUCCAACACCAACCCCUACCAUUCGUGACAUUUCCGAACUCCAAACCAAGUCAUCAGCUACUUCUUUAACCUCUUGUCUGAUAUGUUUGUAUAUUUUUUGUUUACUGUUUGGCUAAUACCCGAUUUGCAGCUAGGCUAGUACAAUCCUACUGGACGAUACCAAUGGCAAGUGCCAUUGAGCUUUAAAAUAUCCAUU
Messenger RNA from Gymnodraco acuticeps, 2690 nucleotides. RefSeq names its product mucin-5AC-like. The transcript has 2 exons. NCBI's taxonomy places the organism in Eukaryota, Metazoa, Chordata, Actinopteri, Perciformes, Bathydraconidae. Bases 55 to 2610 code for a protein of 851 amino acids. Gene Ontology annotation, molecular function: metal ion binding; hydrolase activity; nucleic acid binding. The record is from RefSeq and is a predicted model, not a curated record.